GAAAUAAUAAAAAACAGAUAUUUUUAAAUACUUAUUAAACCUAAACCAGUGUUAUUUUAAAUAAAUACAAACGAAAAAUAAAAAAAACAAAACGAUUUUCUAAAAAUCGUUUCUAACCUCAAAUUAUCAAUAAAGAAAUUAUUAAUUGAUUACCCCUAAAACAAAAAACUCCCUUUAAAAAUGGUCUCAUAUUACAAUACCCUGUCCUAUCCCCAAAAACAUAGUGCUGCCAAUUUGGCCUAUUCAGCUGGUCAGCCUUGGCAAUGGACUGCCAACUAUCAUACACCACCCAAUCAUCAAUAUCUCGGUGAUAUGGAUUCACCUCAUGCUGCCCAUCAUCAAAUGUAUUACAAUCCUCAUGCCAUGUUCCAUUCAGCCUCUAAUGCCGCCGCCGCUGCCUCCGAAUGGCAUUCUCCCUCUUCGGCCGAGAAUUUCGCUCAAAAUGCUCAAAUGCUGCAACAACAACAUCAAUUACUUAAUGGCUCGGCUGUGGCCAACGGUGCUAAUGGCUCUACACCUUCCUCUUCUUCAGGCAGUUCCACUUCUACAACAUCGGCUGGCCCCGCUUCGGGUAGUACACAAUUGAAUGAAACCGUCAGCAGUAUUGGUGAUCAACAACAACAUCAACAACAGCAGUCAUCACAACAACCUCCACAUAUUACCGAAGGUCUACCUUCACCACCGAUUACGGUUAGUGGUAGUGAAAUAUCCAGUCCAGGUGCUCCAGCAUCUUCUUCAUCACCCCAUCAUAUUGCUCAUCAUUUGAGUAAUAACAAUAAUAGUCCUUCAACCGCUAAUAACAAUAACAACAAUAAUACAACAAUCAAUAAUAAUCAUCGUUCGUCGCCGAUUAAGUCGCAUCAGUACUAUGAAUGGAUGAAAAAGCCAUCGUAUCCGGCUCAACCAGCACCCGGCAAAACACGCACCAAGGAUAAAUAUCGUGUUGUCUACACCGAUUUCCAACGUUUAGAACUCGAGAAAGAAUACUGCACAUCGCGCUACAUUACCAUACGCCGUAAAACCGAACUAGCCCAAUCGUUGUCGCUGUCCGAACGUCAAGUGAAAAUCUGGUUCCAAAAUCGACGAGCCAAAGAGCGUAAACAAAAUAAAAAAGUUAACGAACCCACCUUAGGUGGUGUACAACAUCCGGACUAUGCUAAUCUUAUGGAUACAAAACCCAAACUGGAACCAGGUCUACACUUGCAACAUUCCCUACACUCUAUCAAUUCCAUGGCCAUGUCAAUGCCCGCCAUGAGACUACAUCCUCAUCUACAUGGACAUCCAUUGGCUGUAAGUGCUCACUCACAUCAUUUGCAACAGUCGCCUCAUGCUCAAAUAUCAGCAGCUGCUGUCGCCAGUGUGGGUUCAUUAGCGAUGUGACCACCCUAUGGCCGUAUUAAUGGUAGAGAAAAUAGUUUACUGGCAGCAUCAACAGCAACUAUGAAUAGCAGUGGUUGUUUAGGUGUAGGUUCGGAUAGUGUUUUACAUGAUAUGGUAGUUAAUUCGGGGUCCUCUGCAUUGGAGUCAGAUCAUGAUGCUGCUGAAGUAGAGGCUGCUUUGGCUGUAGUUGCUGCUGCUGCCGCCCACAAUAGUAGUAAUAAUAAUAAUCUUAAUGUAACAUGUAAUAACAACACUUGUCCUAGUGAAAUCUUAAACACUCCCCUACACUGUAUUUAGGCCUAAAUUAACACUUUAACUUAAAACGCGUUAAAAGUGUUUAACUCCUAACAGGGUUUUAAUAUUAUAGUUUAUAAGAAUUUUGAGGGCAUUUUUUCGUAAAUAACUAAAAGAGAUGUGUACUUUCUGUAUAUAGUUGUUUUAGUAUGUGAUCAUCAGUUGAAUAUUGCACGUGUUGUCUUUUGUGAUUGUAUAUUCCAACUGUUGUUAAAGCAUGCUAAAGCCCUUUCCUCUCCCCUUCUUUCUUCAAAAUGAUAACACAUCGUAUGACUAUCUAGCAAAUAUAUAUA
This is a messenger RNA of Lucilia cuprina (Australian sheep blowfly), 1967 nucleotides long. RefSeq names its product homeotic protein caudal (gene cad). The record is from RefSeq and is a predicted model, not a curated record. Gene Ontology annotation, biological process: regulation of transcription by RNA polymerase II; anterior/posterior axis specification; cell differentiation. The transcript is spliced from 2 exons. Gene Ontology annotation, cellular component: nucleus. Bases 181 to 1380 code for a protein of 399 amino acids. NCBI's taxonomy places the organism in Eukaryota, Metazoa, Arthropoda, Insecta, Diptera, Calliphoridae. Gene Ontology annotation, molecular function: DNA-binding transcription factor activity, RNA polymerase II-specific; RNA polymerase II transcription regulatory region sequence-specific DNA binding.